AUGACGACUUCCUCCGACACCCACUCCCACCGUCGCCGCUCCAAAAAGGAUCCCGAUCGCGAGCGCACACGACACAGAUCAAAGGACAGAGAUAGGGAACACGAUAUUCUCGAAAAGAGUAGCAGAUCAAAGUCAUCGCGAAAGACCACCUCCACCACCUCCGACCAGACUGAGUGGUGGGAAGACGAGUCCUCCGUCCACCCUCGCGAGCAACCUUCCAAGGACCGACUCCGCACACCCUCUACAACCGCCUCCAAAGCUCACAAGAUGGCCGUCGUUCCAGAGUUGGAUCGCAGAGAGUCGCUAGGCAUGGGCUCGCGAAACGGUUCCAGGAGCAGCUUGUCCUACCCGACCCUCUCCAAAACCCAUGCGAAAGAGAAUAUUUACUCCCGCGGUAACGAGGCCCCCGAGCGAAAGAAGUCGCCCUUCACGCCGGAGCCUACAGAUGUCGAUGACGACGAGCAGAACAGAUCCGAAGAGAACUCCCCUAACCGCCCCUCUCGUGCACCUCCAAGUCCUCCCUUGACCGAGAAAGCAGGAGCCGAAACCCGGCAAAAGUCGAGCCCGGGUAGCACCAGGCGCAGCAAGACAGAAGCCUUACAUAAAGAGAUGGAGUCGGGGCGCAGGAGUGUGGACAGCGGCACCCGUUUGACCUCAGAGCGGCGUUUUACCACCGCUUCACGUUCAAGCGUUCGCCAUGGAAGAGGUGACACGGCGCUGGACGAGACUGAUGUGACUUCGACCACCGUCAGUUCCCAGCCCAGUACAGUGAAGGGUGGUUACGACAAGGCAGCACACCUAGCAGAAGAAAGGACACGUCAAAACUCGACAUCAACCGCACGUCGCUCGCCUUCUUCCAGGACCAAAUCACGGCAAUCAUCAAGUGUGUCAAAGUCUUCAGAUGCUACCCAGAAGACGGCAAGGAGACGACACAGAUCAUCGCCUUCACACUCGGAAAACUCACCUGCCUCUGCAGCCGACUCCUCGCCCCGCACGCCUACUCAACAUUCUGUGCUUCCAUCAGUGGUGACCGCAUCGAAAGACGAUGCACCGUCCGUUGAGAUCUUUCCAGAUCCCCUUUCGCGAUCCCAGUCAACAGAGACAGGCUUCAGCAGCGUCCAAAUGCCCGGUCCUCCUCCCCCUCCCCCACCACCUCCUCCCGCCAUCGUCACCGACGCGCCCCGCGUGGAUUACCUUCUCCAGCACGGCGGUCUAGCACGGCCAGUCCCGCGAAGCCUCCUCGCGGCCAUCGACAAUGCCCCAGUCACAGCAUACUCACAUUACACAUCGCCCAGAGUCAGCCCUCCGCAAGCCCAGGACGUGCGCGCGGUCUUCACCCCUCUACAGAAAUUGUUAGACGACUACAACAAGGUCAUCGACACGAACGGGUCUCUCGCCGUCGCCACCGGAUAUCGAUCUGUCGCCCGCCGUCUUCUCGACCGUCUCGAGGCAGUCUUUGCGCGCAAUAUCUCUUCCGAGAAUUGCCCAUGCAUCAUGUGUUUGGACGAGCCGCAUCUUACACAAGAGGAGGACGGUGUCAACUGGGGCGAGAUUCUCGAACUGGUCUCUGGAAGAUGUGACCUGCCUCAUUGGCCUCCGCUUGAUAAUGAACCUACUGAAGGCCUCGGAAUCGACUUGGAAGACCCCUGCCAGAAGGUUGACAUAGAUGUUCCGGAAGAGUACCGUGCUCAUUUUGCUCGCCAGUCGCGCAAGACAAAACAGAGCGUGCAGUCUUGGCUGUCCGAUCAACAGGAAUCCGCACCGGAGGAGGUCGACGAUGAGACUUUGACGUUCGCGAUGUUGACUCGAAUCGAGCAAGAGCAGCGACCUCUUUAUUAUGCACUCUUAUAUGGAUUGGAUUACCUACCGAACCCACGAUCCAACAUCGAAGGAAAAGAUGUUUCACCUCCAGCAAUCACCAAAGCCGCCCUGGCCCUUCAACGCCUCUACCGUCUCCGAGCAUUACCCAGAAAUCAACUCGUGGUCAUGUACUUGAUCAAAAAUCCCGACAUGCAUAACAUCUUAGCUACCUUGUCCGCGGUCACCAAACAGGAAUGGGAAAUUCUCGUGUCUGGGCGAUUCGAUGGGUUUUUGUGGUCUGGUGCUGAUGAUCUUGCCGAUGUGCGCCCUGGCCUUUCUCGUAACCCUUCUCGUGGUCCCGGCGACGAGGGCCCUCGCCGAUUUGCAUCACCUGGAGUCCCGCGUGGCUACACACCCUUCAGCCCCGGUCCCGGCUCGCGACCGGGAUCUACUCGACCAGGCUCCACACGACCAGGCGGUGGAGGUGCGCCCGUCCAAAUCGAUGAAGAUACCGAAAUUGCGGUUCUCGCAGAAGUCGAGCGUGAGAUCUACUCCGCCAUGGAAGCCAUGGAGGACGCGUUCGAACAACUCCACAACUCGGCCGAGGUCGUCCGCCGCCGCCUUCGCGAGCGUGGUGCGGCACUCUCCAUGGUUGCUCAGAGCCGUCGCGGAUCUGUGUAUGGCGGCAUUGAGGUCCGCACCGAUACGCCCGCUUCGUUCGCCGACGUGGACAGCAGCCUCGAGGAUCUCAGAAGUGAGGUCGGUCCUGACGAUUCAGCCAGCAACGUCGGUCAGAAUCGACGGAGGCGCGGUCACAGGAGCAAGGCUCGCCACACCCCUGCGCCUGUAGAAGAAGAAGACGAGGGAGAGACGUCGCUGGCGGAGAGGAUCAGGAGGAGGUUGUAA
Aaosphaeria arxii CBS 175.79 is the source of this 2706-nucleotide messenger RNA. RefSeq lists its product as uncharacterized. Lineage: Eukaryota; Fungi; Ascomycota; Dothideomycetes; Pleosporales. Bases 1 to 2706 code for a protein of 901 amino acids. Gene Ontology annotation, molecular function: DNA binding. The transcript is spliced from 2 exons. The record is from RefSeq and is a predicted model, not a curated record. Gene Ontology annotation, cellular component: nucleus.